AUGUGGAUUACCGUUCGAAAACUCUCGGCUGAAUACUCGUGGAAUUCUACGAAAUAUGGCGUAUGGCUCGCCGAACGCCUCGAAACAGGAGAGCCAUGUGUGCUGAAGAAUGCCGACCCUGUCUACGACUCUGGCGGGGUGCGACAGGAGAUCAUUGCUUUAGGGCAGCUAAGUCAUAACAACAUCAUCAAAAUGUAUGACCACAAGAUCAAUGCAGGAGAAGACGUUAGUAUAUUUCUGGAAUAUUGCGACAGAGGAACGUUGGCUGAGUUCAUCGAGGAACAGAGCAUGUCCGAGUACAUACCCCCUGAAGAGUUCGUCUGGCACGUCUUCGAGUCCAUAGCUGCAGCCCUGACAGAAUGUCACAGAUCGCAAGGCACAGAUGGACGGAUAGUUCACCUCAACAUCAAACCCGGCAACGUGUUCCUCUCCAGCAAGUCUGCUGAUGGCGCUCCCAUAACCUCCGCCUAUCCACGAAUUGUUCUAGGCGAUUUCGAAAUGUCCAUUACCGAGUCGCAACAUGCGCGCAACAUGCGGGAGGAUCCCAAGGAAGGUCAUGAGAACCAUAAUACAGACAAUGAUUUCUUACCCCCGGAAGCGCCGAUGUUCUCCUUUCGCAGCGAUGUCUACCAGCUUGGACUACUGAUAUACUGUUUAUGCAAUGUAGUCGACGAUCCUGGAUUUCCCCGCUGGGGUAAUUCUACUAAACGGACGAAGUUGUUAAAGAAAAUCGCAUUCAAACCUAUUUCUAAAACAUACUCAGUGAAUCUAUUCGAACUCGUCUGGGAGUGCUUGCAACUAGAUCCUGAGGCGCGGCCACAGUCGUGGGAACUCUUGGACAAAAUCAGGGAGGCAAGGCAGUCGUGAGAGAUUGGUUUAGCACUGGGCUUCUAG
This is a messenger RNA of Aaosphaeria arxii CBS 175.79, 894 nucleotides long. RefSeq names its product kinase-like protein. Gene Ontology annotation, cellular component: cytoplasm; nucleus; centrosome. Lineage: Eukaryota; Fungi; Ascomycota; Dothideomycetes; Pleosporales. The record is from RefSeq and is a predicted model, not a curated record. Gene Ontology annotation, biological process: protein phosphorylation; chromosome segregation. Gene Ontology annotation, molecular function: protein kinase activity; ATP binding. Bases 1 to 867 code for a protein of 288 amino acids. The transcript has a single exon.